AUGGCUUCUUCACUUUCACUGUCGAAGGUUAUAACGCCAAACGCACAAAAAAGCGCUUAUUCACCAGAAUCGCUUCGGUCCAGAUCCAUCAAAACAAACUUCCUCGCUUUCGAUCCUUCAUCAACUACGAAAUUCAGAACUAAUUCUCUUCGAAUUCAUCACGAAAGCCCUUUCAAAGCGUCUUUUAGGGUUAGAUGCUCACAGACAGAUGGAAAUGGAGUUCCUGCUAAGAGGACUGUGCUUCAUGAUCUUUAUGAGAAACAAGGGCAGAGUCCAUGGUAUGAUAACCUCUGCCGACCAGUUACGGAUCUGAUUCCUCUUAUUGAAAGUGGUGUCAGAGGCGUCACAAGUAACCCAGCGAUCUUCCAGAAAGCUAUCUCAUCUUCAAAUGCUUACAAUGAUCAGUUCAGGGAACUUGUGCAAGCUGGGAAAGACAUUGAAAGUGCUUAUUGGGAACUUGUAGUUAAGGACAUUCAAGAUGCUUCCAAACUAUUUGAACAAAUUUACGAUCAAACAGAUGGUGGUGAUGGCUAUGUUUCUGUUGAAGUAUCUCCUAGUCUUGCUGAUGAUACUCAAGGAACCAUAGAAGCUGCAAAGUGGCUUCAUAAAUUUGUUUCUCGCCCUAAUGUUUAUAUUAAGAUUCCAGCUACAGCUGCUUGUGUCCCUUCAAUAAAGGAAGUGAUUGCCAAUGGAAUAAGUGUGAAUGUGACUUUGAUAUUCUCUCUUGAAAGAUAUGAAGCUGUAAUUGAUGCUUACUUGGACGGUCUUGAGGCAUCUGGUUUAAAUGACCUCUCUAGAGUCACAAGUGUUGCCUCUUUCUUUGUCAGUCGAGUGGACACUCUCAUUGACAAAAGCCUCGAGAAAAUUGGCACUCCUGAGGCCCUUAAUCUACGUGGAAAGGCAGCAGUAGCCCAAGCAGCACUGGCUUACCAGCUUUACCAAAGGAAAUUUUCUGGUCCAAGGUGGGAAGCUCUAGUUAAAAAGGGAGCCAAGAAGCAAAGACUCCUUUGGGCUUCUACCAGUGUUAAGAAUCCUGCUUACUCUGACACCUUAUAUGUAGCUCCUCUUAUUGGACCCGACACCGUAUCUACCAUGCCAGACCAAGCUCUUCUAGCAUUUAUCGAUCACGGUGCAGUAGCCAGGACAAUAGACUCAAAUGCAUCUGAAGCUGAAGGCAUAUACAAUGCUAUCCAGAAGUUGGGUAUUGAUUGGAGCAAUGUCGGUAACCAGCUUGAACUCGAAGGAGUUGAUUCAUUUAAGAAAGCCUUUGAUAGCCUUCUGGAUACACUUCAGGAGAAGGCAAAAUCUCUUAAGUUGGUCAAUAAGUGA
This is a messenger RNA of Vicia faba (fava bean), 1329 nucleotides long. NCBI's taxonomy places the organism in Eukaryota, Viridiplantae, Streptophyta, Magnoliopsida, Fabales, Fabaceae. The record is from the annotation of a GenBank genome assembly.